This is a messenger RNA of Nothobranchius furzeri (turquoise killifish), 3935 nucleotides long. It is a transcript of the gene ccdc50a, whose product is annotated as coiled-coil domain containing 50a. Gene Ontology annotation, cellular component: cytoplasm. NCBI's taxonomy places the organism in Eukaryota, Metazoa, Chordata, Actinopteri, Cyprinodontiformes, Nothobranchiidae. The record is from RefSeq and is a predicted model, not a curated record. Gene Ontology annotation, molecular function: ubiquitin protein ligase binding.
GAGGGACCUUUAUGUCGAUGGGAGGGACGCUCGGAGGAAAUCUGACUAGCUAGCUACAGUGGCGACGUAUCGAGAGAGGCUGGCUACCGAUACUAAUCAAAAAGGCCGUGCAGCCCUUGAACCAUCCAUCGGCUUUAUGAGCAAAGACUAUAAAUCACCGGGCUGCCGUUAACCUUCGAAAGAAACGCAGUCACCGUCAGCGGUUUUUGACUUCUCGUUGACAACGUCAUGGCUGAUUGUAACGUUAGCAUCGACCAGAAAAGACUACCGGGAGUGAAAGAGGUGUGUAAAGACUUUGCUGUGCUUGAAGACCACUGUCUGGCCUACAACCUCCAGGAACAAGAGAUUGAGAGCCACUUGGCUUCUAACGUCCAUAAGAACCGCCUGGUGCAGAAGGACCUGCAGGUGGCCAAGAGGCUGCAGGAGGAGGAGGACGAGAGGGCCAAGGUCCAGAGCCAGAAACAACAUGAUUACAUCGAGCGACAAGAUAAUGAGAUCGCACAGGAGAUUCAGGAAGAACUGGUCCGACAAGCGGAGCGGCAGCGGCUGAUGGAGGAGGAGGACGCAGCCAUCGCUCGUAAGCUGCAGGAGAAGGAGAAGAUCAGGGACGAGAGGAGGAGACAGAAACAGCUGGAAGCUACCUCUAAAGAUGAUUACUACGAGGAUCACGGAGCUCCACGACCCCUGGAUGUGGACAAAUUCACCUGUCAGAAAACCCGGUCUCUUGAUGCGUACUCUCCAGGGCGCUCGCAUCACGAUCACUCUCCAGAUUAUUACUCAGCUGAGCCAAAAUGGAGCUGGUACCCCAAACAGGACUCUGCUGCACCCCGUGGUCCCUCCAGGUACCCGGAGCACCACUCUGUAGGAGAACGAGGGCGUAGCAGGCACGCAGACCCGUAUCCCGAGCACCUGCACCCCAGAGGAAAGCAUGAGGACAGGUGCCCAGAGUUUGAACCUUCACACACGGCAAGAGUCAGAGAUGAAGAUAGAGAGGUGAGGAAGAAAGAGAGACCAGGUAGACCCCCUCCACCAAAGACUGCUGUAGAGAGGGACAGACAUGACAGGGAGAGAGACCAUAACUUGGACAAACAUGUGGACAGAGACUACAGGAGAGACAAGGAGUUGGACUUGUGGCCGGCCAGAGAGAGGGAAAAAUCCCGAGAUCGAUUCCCCAGUGGGGACAGACUUGGAGAGAGAGACGGAGUGAGACAAAAAGACAGAGAGAGACGACAAGCCCGGAGCAGGGACAGAGGAUUUGAAGAGGAACCUGGACGCAGACGGGAGCAGCUGAGAGAGAGCCGGGACUCCUGGGAGGACGAAGAGGUCGGUGGUAAGAGGAGGGCCAGGAGCCAGCAGCGCGUCCAUUCCAACCCCGUGGACGCGUUUGACGGGUUCAUGAAUGAUAGAGGAGGAGGAGACAGCAGGGAGCUGUGGGAGUCCCUGCAGGGGGACGCACUCGGAAGGGAGCACACGGAGACAGGUCAUCUUGUGCACAGAGGGAGUGGAUCUGUCAUAGCAGAAACGGCGUACGGGCUGAACGAGGCCACUAGAGAGCUGAUCAAGCUGGAUCUCCGAGAGCAGGAGCUGAAGGACAUGGAGGUGGCAAGAAAACUUCAGCAGGAGGAGCUGAAGGCGAUCAACUUGCAGGCCCGUGCAGCCCAGAUGGCGAAGGACGAGGAACUGGCCCGACGCAUGAUGGAACGUGACAAGAAAGAGUACCGAAAGAAUCGAGAGCGGGAGAAGGAGAAGGAGAAGGAACGAGAGAGGAUGGCCAUGGAGAGGAUGGCGGUGAAUAGGAGACGGCCAGAAGGGAACUAUAGGCCAAACUCUGAGGAAGUUGUGCGUCCCCGAACUCGAGAUGAGUACGAAUAUCACAGGCAGCGAAACGGCAACAAUUCUGCCAGGUCUCCUCAGCCUCAUCAUGACUAUGAGAAUGUAAACCCCAGCUAUGGCUACCCAGAACAUCUUGGUGUCUCUCACCCCUCCACCAGACACGAAGUCCCCUACAAAGGUGCCUACCACAAGCGGUGACUUGGGCUCCAAACCAAGUGCAGACACGCUGUCAGUCCUCCUCUUUUUUUUUUUUUUUUUUUUUUUCCUUUUUAUAUUAAUUUAUUUUCUAGCUUGCAGCUGAUCUCUUUGUGUUGACCAAAACCUUUGGGACAAUCUAAUGCUCUAGAAAUGGAUUGAUUUUUUUGUGAACUCUCAAGUUGACCCAGAGUUGAGGAAGUGGAUCCACGAGUGCUGGAGCAACACUCCUAUUUGGUUUUUUUUUUUUUUUUUUUUUUUUUUUGCUGUAAAUUGUGAAUAUUUAUUUUAUCUUUAAUUCGACCUGACGUUAGCACUAGCCAAAGGACCAGUCUCUCAUGAGCCCAUCCAUGGACUGGUCCCUGAAACCUUCUGUGGUGAUCGUGUGCUGAUAUUUGUGCCGUCUGCAGAUCGUGCCAUCGCCAAGGGCAACGAGUAUGCCCUCUCUAUGUGCCACGCCUGUGACUCUGAAGGGAUUUGCUUCUUCUGCUGUAGUCCGCUAUAGCCACAGAAACCAGAAUAUAAGUAAUAAAAUCCUGCCUUUUGUUUUGGUGCUGGCAGCUCUAGCUUAGACACUGAUGGACAUUAACGGGCUUUAGGCUCCUUUUUCUGCUUAUUGGGAGGGGCUUGUCUUGGUAGCCUCAUUAUCCUGAUACUAAGCGGUAUGGCUGUAUACGAACGAAGCACUGUUUGUUUGUUUGUUUGUUUGUGCAUGCUUACUGAGUGUACAACAGUGUACAUGCAUUUCAGAUCUACUGAAUAAUCCAACUCCUGCUUCAUGUUCAGAAAGGGCUAAAGCCACAAACAGCCAGUAACCGUCUGUAAAUGAACAGAAUACUUAAUAAUUCAGAUUCUAUCGCUGUAAAAAGUCUGAUUUUUCUCUUAACUGUAUCAUAUCUUCAUAUUUACAGUCUGAAACUGAAAUGCAUGUACGUUUCUUUGAACUGAGUCAGAUGUGCUGAAGGCCACACGUUUUAAUAUUUUCCUUUUUUAUGCUAACAUGCUAUCAGCUAUCAUAGUGGAAAAUACUGAUUAUCUCCACUCCUGAAGUCACGUGCUGCUCUAGUUUUCUCUGUGCACAAAGGGACGUUUGUGUUUAUUUCCAGACUCUUAUUUCGCCUUUGCUUUCAUUGUCCCGAGAGUCUCAUUCCCCAAGCGCUCCCGCUGUCACUUCCGGGUUUUUGUCUCGAACUCAGAAGGAAGGCGUCACUUCCUGUCUGCAGAGAAGACAAACUUUACUCGGCGCAGCACAAGUGGAUCUGGAUGAAGUCAAAAUUCUCAUUUUUGCCAAAAGGGACCUAUUUUUAUUUUUAUGGCUCCAAAGUUUUAGCUUUUUAAUUAGUAGGUUGAAGGAAACCCGAAAAGCACAUGUAAAUAUUUGAGUUUAGAACAAGUAACGGCAUUUAGUUUUUGAACACUCGGUUGUGAUUGAGUUUUUAUGAUUAAGAAAUGUUGCUGAAAAUGAAAAGUUCCCUUUCUGUAAGGAGAAAUGUGACAGGUGUAUUUUUUUUAUCGCAGAUCUGAAGUGUUUGUACGACGUGCAGAUUUAAAUCAUAACGUAAUAAUUGUUGACUGAGACGUGUGCCAUAUGUUGUUUAUCAGGGACCUGAAGAUGAGAAAAGUGUAGUCAUGGCUGUAGCAGCCUGUAGUGUUCUUUGAGGAGAGCGCUGCCUGGUGGACGAAGUGAUUAUUUCAUAUAAGUGUCCAAACUGAGGGUCUGUAUGGAUGUUUGAUUUUGUUGGAUGUUGUGCAUCAGGGAGGGUUUGAGUGUUGUCUACAUCAAGUACCAAGUUUUUUAUUCUGUAAUCUAGGGCUCGUAUGCAAUGAAUCAGAUUUGCUGUAUCAGAAAAUGAAAUGAGUUUUUCAUUUGGAGCUCCUGAAAAUCUAUUAAAGUGCAUCAGCAUUUC